Rhagoletis zephyria (snowberry fruit fly) is the source of this 3423-nucleotide messenger RNA. The record is from RefSeq and is a predicted model, not a curated record. NCBI's taxonomy places the organism in Eukaryota, Metazoa, Arthropoda, Insecta, Diptera, Tephritidae.
AUGGUGUCAGUAUCCGAUGGCGAUGACUCCGAUGCCGAAAUGUCGGUGGACUUGGAUGCGACGGAGGUGCCGGAAGGCUCCGACGUUGACAUGGAGGUGGCCGAUGAGGAGGACCUCAAUAACGGCGGCGUGACCCGGUCUCAGAUUGACAAUCGCAUUGCUGCCCUUCACUCGGAGAACAAUGAAGCUAUGCAGCAAAUCAACACCAAAGGCGAACCGGGACACAUUCAGCAGAUCGUCUUGCAGAACUUCAUGUGCCACGAGAACUUCACUGUCAACCUCGGGCCUCGCAUCAACUUUAUCAUUGGCCCCAAUGGAAGCGGCAAAUCUGCUAUUCUUGCGGCGACUAUUCUAGGCUUUGGCAGUCGUUCUUCACACACCAACCGAGGCUCUGGUUUAAGUAGUUUCAUUAAAACCGGUCAAAGUCGUGCCAAAAUUACCAUCAAGCUUUGCAACUACAUUGACGACGAAACCAAAAGCGAAGGCUAUCGUCCGGACAUGUACGGCAAAACAAUCAUUAUCGAGCGUGUGAUUUACGCGACGAACGUCAGCAACUACAAAAUUCGCGAUCAGAACGGUAAAGUGAUUUCCGAAAAGAAGGAAGAGGUGGACAACAUUACUAAGCAUUUCGACAUUCUGGUGGACAACCCGGUGUGCGUGCUCACUCAGGAAAUAUCUAAAAACUUUCUGAACAGCAAAAACCCCAAAGACAAGUUCAAGUUUUUCACUAAAGCCACCCAACUUGAAGAUGUUAAAAGAGACUAUGAAACUGCUCUUUCACACAAAGAUAACUCUGUUAGAGUGCUUGAAGAUAAAUGCUCAACUAUUAAGAUGUACCAAGUAACGCUGAAAAAUUACGAUAAAAAAGUUAAAGUGAUCAAAAUGUUGCAAACUUCUGUUGAGAAAAUGAAGACUUUGGCACAAGAAUCGUUCUGGGCUAUUUGCUAUUCAAAUAAGAGAGAUCUUGAUAAAGAGCAGGCCAUUUUUAAUGCACUUGAGGCAAAGUAUGAACAAGCCAACAAGAACUGCGAGGAGUCUGCACAAAAAAUGGCGCACCUUCAGUCGAAAAAAGACGAGCUCAUUCAGGAUGUGGAUAAUCUGACUAGUCGCGUGGAAGCUUUUAAACUCGAACUCGAUGCUGCCGCAGCUGAGUCAGAGAAUGCUGAAAGAGCUCUGGCUUCAAAGCAGCGAGAAAUUAAUCGACUGACAACUGAAAUUCGUCGUAACAAGCAAAACAUCCGAACUGUGAAAACUAGAAUCGAGGGCAUUGAGCUGCAGAACCGAGAAAGAGAGAACAUUGACUUUGAAGCUGAAAUUGAGCAAAUCAGAGCUCAAAUUGAAACUGUUGAAGAAGAGCAGAAUGCUCUCAAGGAAAAGAUUGCAAAGCUACAGGCUGAACGAGAGGAGUUGAGCAAGAAACGUUCCCAUUAUGCUGAAGAUGAACGUAGAGCUGUUGCGCGCUUUAAUUCUGCCAAUUCCGAAAUAGAGCGUCUCAAUCGGUCUCAAAAGAAUCGGUAUGAACGUUAUAAGCCCAACACCAGUCGUGUUAUGACGGAAAUUGAAGCGGCAGUGCAAGCUAGACACUUCAAAAGACGGCCUUUUGGUCCAAUCGGCGAGUACAUUCAACUUCAGGAUCCCAGUGCAGCGUUUGCGGCUGAAACUCUACUUAACAAGAAUACCUUGUGUGCCUUCAUUGUGGACAACUUUGAUGACAGCAAAAUUCUCAAGAAGAUUUUUCUGCAGUGCUAUGGUCCGAAUGCUUAUAGUCAUCCUGAUAUUAUCGUCCGGAAGUACGCCCCGCUUCAUGACGUCCAGCACUACCAGGCUCAGUCAGAGUUUCCCAACUUUCUUCAGCUGUUCAACAUCAAAGAGCCCGAAGUUGCCAACUGUCUGAUUGAUCAUUUCAGCAUUGAGAAAAUGCUCUACAUUCCCAACUUUCGCCAAGCCCAAAGGCUGCUGAUUAAUCCCGAAACUGCUCCUCGCAACUGCAUCAAAGCGUUCACUGAACAGGGCGAUACUAUGAUGCCUGCCACCGAUAGAAACGACUACAAAUGCUACCCGAACAAGAAUCCUUCAAAGACUCCGACAUACUUAAUUCGUGAUUUCACUCAAGCUAUUGCGGAGUAUAAAAAUACUGCUGCUUUUCAGAAGCAGGCUUCCACUGCGGCUCGACAGGAGAUCAACGCUGCUGAUCAACAGCUGGGUGUUAUCACGAAAGAGAUUGGACAGACGGAUGCUUCGUUUCGGGAGAUUCGAAUGAAGUUGAUUGAAAUGAAAAAGAAGCGAGACGAUCUGAUGGAAAAGGCUCAAAUUCAACCUGUUGAAGUGGUCGCUCUGAAGGAAGAUGUUGAGCGCUUUACGUUGGAACUAGAACAGUUUGAGAUCGAAGAGAAGAAGUGCAUGGAGGAGCGCAAUCAACUGAAGGAGGUGUACACUCAGAAGACCAAUGUAAAGAAUGAAAAGGAAACGCAGUACAAUGAAAUGGUGCACUCACGUGUGCCUACAAAUGCGAAGAUUGAGAACCUAGACCAUCAGUUGAUUCAGCUGAAUAAGCAAAUCGAACGAAUCAAUGCUCUCAAAGAAGAAGUUUUAAGUAAAAAGCGCGAAUCAGAAGAGGUCAUUCAGCAGAAACUUGAGCAGUACAAUAUUUCCCGCGAGGCUGCUUUGAAAAGCACCAAUGGCGAAGUUAUAGAAACUGAACGUACGCUGAGUGACGUGAAGGCGGAAAUUGAGCGGUUUAAGGAGAUAAUAGCCGAGAACGAGGAGAUGGCCAAUCCUGAGAAGCAAAGGGAAGUGGUUGCGGAGUACAAGAAUCUCAUGGCAGUAGUGAAACGACUCGCCGGCGAGUUCCAGAUCAUGAACAACUACAUUGAGCUGCUCAAGGAGACGAUGAAGAAACGCAAGGCUGCGUACCACCAUAUGCGCUACUACAUGACCCGAGUUAUCAACUUCUUCUUUUCGCACGUGCUCAAGCAGAAGGAGUUUAGCGGCUCCAUAACGCCGUACUUCUACGACAUGGUGGGCGAGGAUGGGAAGCAGAAGAAGGCGCAAACCCUGGAGGUGGUCAUCUACCCGCGCAACAAGGAGCAGUUUGUCGGCGAGAACGGCAGCAGUCAGGCGACCGAGGCGGCCAGUUCCAUCUACUCGACCACCAAGUCGCUGUCUGGCGGGGAGCGCUCCUACUCCACCGUCGCCUUCAUCAUUGCCCUCUGGCAAAUCUGCCCGUCGCCCUUUCGCCUGCUGGACGAGGUGGACGUCUUCAUGGACAUGGUCACUCGGAAGAUCAGCAUCGACACCCUCAUCUGGUUCGCCACUGAGCGCUCCAGCAAGCAGUUCAUCUUUCUGUCGCCCCUUCACAUGCAGAAGCUGGACAAUCCAGAGUGCGUCACCAUCAACUUCAUGCCAGAGCCUGAACGUGAUUGA